Nezara viridula (southern green stink bug) is the source of this 147-nucleotide messenger RNA. The record is from the annotation of a GenBank genome assembly. Lineage: Eukaryota; Metazoa; Arthropoda; Insecta; Hemiptera; Pentatomidae.
AUGAUAAAAUUUUGUACAAACCAUAACUUAAAAAUAAUCUGGAUAAGACCAAAAGAUACAGCAAACAGUUUUCGUCUUCUAGAACAACAACACAUUAAAUCAGAAGCAGCCGAUAGGCGAAGACUACAAACACUACAAAAGAAAUAG